Molecule: messenger RNA, 1863 nt
Organism: Cryptomeria japonica (Japanese cedar)
Lineage: Eukaryota; Viridiplantae; Streptophyta; Pinopsida; Cupressales; Cupressaceae
Exons: 6
Coding region: 160-1638 (492 amino acids)
Source: RefSeq, a predicted model, not a curated record
ACCAUUUCCUAUGGCUUUUUUAUCAAUCAUUAUUUUCUUUUGGAAAAUGUCAGUAGAGAAUGCAUAAAUAGUAGAAUAUGCAUGGUUUGUGAAUGGCCUACACCAAAUAAUUACCCAUCAAUCUAAAUAAACCAAUGUAUGCAAAAUGAAAGAUGAUUGAUGUAUAGAAGGGACAAAUUUUUGGAGCCUAUAAGAAGUCAAGGAAAUGCGCAGAUUGCAUCAGCUUUUUUCACGUGCCAUUGUCAUAUAUCAAUGAUUAGUAGUACCCAAAAAGAACUUCGUCAAUCAGAAUGGGAAGAAGAUGAGGAUUGCCCUUCAAAUUGCAAGCGUGCUAAGAUGGAGGAGUGCCAACAAGAGCAAUGGAGCCCUACAAGGAGUAAUGAGCCGACUCUGUUGGUAUUUCCACUAGAUCAGCCUAGUCCAUUGGGUUUAACAUUGAGAAAGUCACAUUCGCUGAUAAAUCUAAUACAAACAAAGUUGUCUGAAGGGGAUACUGAAAGUUCAGAAACUGCAAACAAUAAAACAGGAGAAGGGAAUGAGGUGGCUUCUCAGGCUAUUUCUGACAAGACAAAGGCAUCAAAUUUCCCAGCCUUAGCUUUGAAAAUUGGCACAUGGGAGUGCAUAUCAAGAUAUGAAGGAGACUUAAUCGUAAAAUGCCUUUUUGCAAAGCAUAAGUUUGUUUGGGAGGUCUUAGAAGGUGGUCUUAAAUUCAAGAUAGAGAUUCAUUGGUCAGAAAUUACAGCUAUGAACGCAAGCUGUCCAGAUAGUGGACCAAGCACCUUAGAAAUUGAGGUAUCCAGGCCUCCCUUAUUCUUCAGAGAGACUAGUCCUCAACCAAGAAAGCAUACGGUGUGGCAGGCUACUUCUGACUUUACAGCAGGACAGGCAACUAUAUCCAAGGUACAUUGCUUGCAGUUUGCUCAAGGAGUGUUUAAUAGGCAUUAUCAUAAAAUUAUGCAGUGUGAUCCAAGGCUAAACUUGCUGAGCACUGAGAAGGAAAUAAGCAAAGAUCCUUUCAACUCACAUAUCAUUGCAGUUCAAGAUCAAUAUAGAGAUGCCAGUUAUAGAAUGGUACAGGACCACAAGUCCUAUUUAUUGCCUGAAGUUGGUUAUGAUGGAAAUGACUGCCUGCCUCACUUCCCAUGUUUCUCAGAUACGGAACCGAUUAUGGAUCCGACACCAGCCCCAAAACUUGAAAAGAACCAGCUUGAAUACAGGAUGGUGGAAUCUACCUCUCACCAUCAACCCUUUAGAAGUAUAUCAGAUCCAUCACCGAUAGCGGUUCCAAUUCUGGUUCCAAAACUUGAAGAAACUGAAUCUGAAAAUGAAAUUCAGAUGAUGGAUUCUCUCCUUGAGAAAGAGGAACUUCAUGCAUCUCAAUACCAAGGGAAUUUUGAAGACUUAGUUACAUAUAGUCAAUUGAGAAAAUGUGUCCAAGAAAAUGAAUCUAACUACCUGACAGAUGAAGAUUAUGAUAUAAGCGCUUUAAUUUCUAGGUUUGGUGAUCAAGUAUGUUCUCUCGCCCUCUUUGAUCAGGUUACUAACGAUUCUACUGAUUAUGAAGACUGUGAGAUUUGGUUUCACAAUUCAACUGAUCCUGUAGGGAGUGAAACACCAUGGGCAGAAGUGGAAUACUGAUGCAGAUGACAAUUACAGAUAAUCAGACUCGAGGUUCAAAUGAUACCCGCACCUCAUUAGUUACCCAUGUCCCAAGACUGUCUUGAAGUGCAAUACGCUUCAUUUAGUCUGCCAAGACUGUCUUGUAACUUUAACUUCAUCACAAGAAAAUCCAACCAUUCAUCAAUGUCAUUGCAGUGUUAAAUAUGGAUUACUCAAAUGCUUGCUCAAAAGAUGAUUUUCUUA